Abrus precatorius (Indian licorice) is the source of this 486-nucleotide messenger RNA. RefSeq names its product outer dense fiber protein 1-like. NCBI's taxonomy places the organism in Eukaryota, Viridiplantae, Streptophyta, Magnoliopsida, Fabales, Fabaceae. The record is from RefSeq and is a predicted model, not a curated record.
AUGGCUGAAGGGAGCAGAACUGGGAUCCUUAUAAUGUCUGAAGUUUUGUCUUUGAAUCAAUUACAGAAGAAAUUGUUGGGUGGUGUGACUGCAGUGUCACUAGAAGGUGAUGAAGAGGAUCGUGUGGCAGUGACAGUUGAUGAUGUGAACAUGGUUUGUUUGGCUAACUUGCUGAAGAAGAAGUUCAGCAGUGUCAUAAUCCUGAAGAAGGAAAAACAAUGUUCCAAGUGUGAUGGCGAGUGUGUCAUCAGUUGUGUCAAGUGUGAGAGCCUCAAGUGCAUCAAUGGUGAGUGCAAACCAUGCCCUAAUUGUCAUGGCUUCAAGUGCCAUGGUUGUAAACCUCCUUCACCGUGCUUCCGUCCGUGUCCUCCAUGGUGCAUCUGUUCCAAGUGCAAUGUGCCCUAUUAUCCACCUUCUAACCUUUAUCCUUGCCAGGGGUUUAUGAUCCAUGCCCUGAUAAUACUUGCUACAUUUUGUGUGAGUUAG